UAGUUAAUAAGUUUUUUUAAAUUAUUCAAGUUGAGGGAAAGAAAGAAAAUCUUGUAUUUUUGUACUGUUGCAAAGUUAUUGAUUAUAUUGGGCCACAAUUACUCAUACAAUCCCGACGAUGUUUUAUUGUAUAAAUUUGUAUUCUAGAACGAAAUAACCAAGACAUGAAGGUAAUGUGCCUGGUUGGGGCUGAUCGGGCUACCUUCUCUGCCGGACAUGUGUCGGGCUACCUUCUCUGCCGGACAUGUGUUUAAACUUACCGCCUUUAUUCUUCUCGGCCACUAGAGAGAGUGUUUUAUGUCGAUGGCAAGAGGAGAGUUGUCGGAAAGUAAGAAUUCCGAUUUAUUUGGACCGUGACAGAUGGAAGUGUGCGUCGAUAACGUUUUUUCCGUGUUGAACGCCGCCGCGGGGGGUGCGUGCCGUCUCGAGGUGUGUUCCGCCCUUUCGGAAGGCGGACUGACACCGACCCCGGCCCUCCUGGCGUUCUGCAAGAAUCGAACGUCCAUCCCCGCAUUCUGCAUGGUAAGGCUGAGGGGAGGAGGCUUCGUCUAUAGUUCGGACGAAGUGGCCGUUAUGGCCGAGGAUGCGGCGACGCUCGUCGGUUACGGCGCAGACGGCCUUGUCUUCGGCGCUCUCAACGCGGACCGGACGGUCGAUGAGGACGCCUGCAGAAGGAUAGCCGAGGCGGGAGGCGUUCCUCUCACCUUCCAUAGAGCGUUCGAUGAAGUGGCGGACCCGUGGGCGGCCCUUGAUACGGUCGCCGACCUUGGCUUCAAAAGGAUCCUGACAAGCGGACAACGCAAGACGGCGGCUGAAGGGCUUCCGCUACUCGAAUGGCUCUCAAAGAAUGACCGGAUACCCAUCAUGCCGGGCUCUGGGGUCAACGUGUCCAACCUGGGUGAGAUACUCCGCAGGACCGGAGUCUCAGAAUUUCAUGGUUCUGCAGCUGCCGAGGUUGAAACUGGGGGCGGGCUGCUCAGGGUGACAGACUCAAGACAAGUCAAGGAUAUGGUCGCCAUUUACAAUUCUUUCAGAAAUCAAACAAUGUGAUAAGUACCUAAUAAUCGUUGUAAAUUUCAUAUAAAAUAUAAUUUUUUGACUUAUU
Molecule: messenger RNA, 1105 nt
Organism: Cimex lectularius (bed bug)
Lineage: Eukaryota; Metazoa; Arthropoda; Insecta; Hemiptera; Cimicidae
Product: copper homeostasis protein cutC homolog
Exons: 3
Coding region: 361-1050 (229 amino acids)
Molecular function (GO): copper ion binding
Source: RefSeq, a predicted model, not a curated record